Carlito syrichta (Philippine tarsier) is the source of this 4898-nucleotide messenger RNA. It is a transcript of the gene INPP5D, whose product is annotated as inositol polyphosphate-5-phosphatase D. NCBI's taxonomy places the organism in Eukaryota, Metazoa, Chordata, Mammalia, Primates, Tarsiidae. The transcript is spliced from 27 exons. Gene Ontology annotation, biological process: phosphatidylinositol dephosphorylation. The record is from RefSeq and is a predicted model, not a curated record. The coding region runs from base 155 to 3706 and encodes 1183 amino acids. Gene Ontology annotation, molecular function: phosphatase activity.
CUGAAACAGGAAGUCAGUCAGUUAAGCUGGUGGCAGCAGCCGAAUCCACUGAGAGGGGACAGACAGGUCUCAGUGCAGGGGCUUCCACUCCCCUUGGUGGUGUGUCGGUCCCGUGGGUGUCCGCCGGCCCCACCUGAGAAGGCCUGCACCCACCAUGGUCCCCUGCUGGAAUCACGGCAACAUCACCCGCUCCAAGGCGGAGGAACUGCUCUCCAGGACAGGCAAGGAUGGGAGCUUCCUCGUGCGUGCCAGCGAGUCCAUCUCCCGGGCCUACGCGCUUUGUGUGCUGUAUCGGAAUUGCGUCUACACUUACAGAAUUCUGCCAAAUGAAGAUGACAAAUUCACUGUUCAGGCAUCUGAAGGUGUCCCCAUGAGGUUCUUCACCAAGCUAGACCAACUCAUCGAGUUUUACAAGAAAGAAAACAUGGGGCUGGUAACCCAUCUACAGUACCCCGUGCCACUGGAGGAGGAGGACGCAGGCGAUGACCCUGAGGAGGACACAGAAAGCGUCACGUCUCCACCCGAGCUGCCUCCAAGAAACAUCCCUCUGACUGCCGGGCCCUGUGAGGCCAAGGAGGUUCCUCUUUCAACUGAGAAUCCCCGGGCUACUGAGGUCAGCCGGCCGAGCCUCUCAGAGACACUGCUUCAGCGACUGCAGAGCAUGGACACCAGUGGCCUUCCAGAAGAGCAUCUUAAAGCCAUCCAAGAAUAUUUAAGUACUCAGCUCACCCUGGAUUCUGAAUUUGUGAAGACGGGGUCCAGCAGUCUUCCUCAUCUGAAGAAACUGACCACACUGCUCUGCAAGGAGCUCUAUGGUGAAGUCGUCCGGACUCUCCCAUCCCUGGAAUCUCUGCAGAGACUGUUUGACCAGCAACUGUCCCCUGGCCUCCGUCCACGUCCUCAGGCGCCUGGUGAGGCCAACCCCAUCAACAUGGUAUCCAAGCUCAGCCAGCUGACAAGUCACCUGUCCUCCAUUGAAGAUAAGAUCAAGACCUUGCUGCACGAGGGUCCAGAAUCUUCCCACCGGCGUUCCCUCAUUCCUCCAGUCACCUUCGAGGUGAAGUCUGAGUCUCUGGGAAUUCCUCAGAAAGUGCAGCUCAAAGUCGAUGUUGAGUCUGGGAAACUGAUCAUUAAGAAGUCCAAAGAUGGUUCAGAGGACAAGUUCUACAGCCACAAAAAAAUCCUGCAGCUCAUCAAGUCACAGAAAUUUCUGAACAAGUUGGUGAUUUUAGUGGAAACAGAGAAAGAGAAGAUCCUGAGGAAGGAAUAUGUUUUUGCUGACUCCAAAAAGAGAGAAGGCUUCUGCCAGCUCCUGCAGCAGAUGAAGAAUAAGCACUCGGAACAGCCAGAGCCUGACAUGAUUACCAUCUUCAUCGGCACCUGGAACAUGGGUAACGCCCCCCCUCCCAAGAAGAUCACGUCCUGGUUUCUCUCCAAGGGGCAGGGUAAGACACGGGACGACUCUGCCGACUACAUCCCCCAUGACAUUUAUGUGAUCGGCACCCAGGAGGACCCCCUGGGAGAGAAGGAGUGGCUGGAGAUCCUCAAACACUCCCUGCAAGAAAUCACCAGCAUGACUUUUAAAACAAUUGCCAUCCACACACUCUGGAACAUCCGCAUUGUGGUGCUGGCCAAGCCUGAGCAUGAGAACCGGAUCAGCCACAUCUGCACGGACAAUGUAAAGACUGGCAUCGCAAACACGUUGGGGAACAAAGGAGCCGUGGGAGUGUCAUUCAUGUUCAAUGGAACCUCCUUGGGGUUUGUUAACAGCCACUUGACUUCGGGAAGUGAAAAGAAACUCAGGCGAAACCAAAACUAUAUGAACAUUCUCCGGUUCCUGGCCCUGGGAGACAAGAAACUGAGUCCCUUCAACAUCACUCACCGUUUCACCCACCUCUUCUGGCUUGGGGAUCUCAACUACCGUGUGGAGCUGCCCACCUGGGAGGCAGAAACCAUUAUCCAGAAAAUCAAGCAGCAGCAAUAUGCAGAUCUCCUGGCCCAUGACCAACUGCUCACAGAGAGGAAGGAACAGAAGGUUUUCCUGCACUUUGAGGAGGAAGAAAUCACGUUUGCACCCACCUACCGUUUUGAAAGACUGACACGGGACAAAUACGCCUACACUAAGCAGAAAGCAACAGGGAUGAAGUACAACUUGCCCUCCUGGUGCGAUCGAGUCCUCUGGAAGUCUUAUCCCCUGGUGCAUGUGGUGUGUCAGUCCUACGGUAGUACCAGUGACAUCAUGACGAGUGAUCACAGCCCUGUCUUUGCUACAUUUGAGGCAGGAGUCACUUCUCAGUUUGUCUCCAAGAAUGGCCCUGGGACCGUCGACAGCCAAGGGCAGAUUGAGUUUCUCAGGUGCUAUGCCACAUUGAAGACCAAGUCCCAGACCAAAUUCUACCUGGAAUUCCACUCAAGCUGCUUAGAGAGUUUUGUCAAGAGUCAGGAAGGAGAAAAUGAAGAAGGGAGCGAGGGAGAGCUGGUGGUGAAGUUUGGUGAGACCCUUCCAAAGCUGAAGCCCAUCAUCUCUGACCCCGAGUACCUGCUGGACCAGCACAUCCUCAUUAGCAUUAAGUCCUCUGACAGCGAUGAAUCCUACGGUGAGGGCUGCAUUGCCCUUCGGUUAGAGGCCACAGAAACCCAGUUGCCCAUCUACACGCCUCUCACCCAUCAUGGAGAGCUGACAGGUCACUUCCAGGGAGAGAUCAAGCUGCAGACGUCCCAAGGCAAGAAGAGGGAGAAGCUGUAUGACUUCGUGAAGACGGAGAGGGAUGAGUCCAGUGGGCCGAAGUCCCUGAAAAGCCUCACCAGCCAUGACCCCAUGAAGCAGUGGGAACCUGCCAGCAGGGCCCCUCCAUGUGGUGGCUCCAGCAUCACUGAAAUCAUCAACCCCAACUACAUGGGAGUGGGGUCCUUUGGUCAGCCAGUGGCUCUGCACAUGAAGCAGAACCUGUCUCCCGACCAGCAACCCACAGCCUGGAGCUAUGACCCGCUGCCCAAGGACUCCUCCUUGGGGCCUGGAAGGGGAGAGAGUCCUCCAACACCUCCCUGCCAGCCACCCAUAUCACCCAAGAAGUUUUCAUCCUCGACAGCAAACCGGGGUCCCUGCCCCAGGACGCAGGAGCCAAGGCCCACCGAUCCCGGGAAGAACGCGGGGGAGGCGCUGCCUCCGGAGGACCUGCCUCUGACAAAGCCUGAGAUGUUCGAGAACCCCCUGUAUGGAUCCGUGAGCUCCUUCCCGAAGGUGGCUCCCAGGAAGGAGCAGGAAUCCCCCAAGCUGCUGCGGAAGGAGCCCCCGCCCUGCCCGGAGCCGGGCGGCCCAUCGCCUAGCAUCGUGCUCACCAGGGCGCAGGAGGCCGAGCGCAGCGAGGGGACAACCAAGCCGGCGCCCCGGCUGCGCGCCUUCACCUGCUCGAUCUCCGCAGAGGGCAGGGCGGCCGGCGCGGACAAGGGCCAAGGCAAGUCCAAGGCCGCGGCCGGCUGCCAGGCCCCGGUGCCGGUCAAGAGGCCCAUCAAGCCGUCCAGGUCGGAGAUGAGCCAGCAGAUGCUGCCCGCCCCGACGCCGCGGCCGCCCCUGCCGGUCAAGAGCCAAGCGGUCCUGCACCUGCAGCACUCCAAGGGCCGCGACUACCGCGAGCACACCGAGCUCCCACACCACGGCAAACACCGGCCGGAGGAGGGGCCGCUCAGCAGGACCGCCAUGCAGUGAAGCCCUUUGGUGAGCUGCCGAUGAAUUGGGAGCCCAGAGGACCCACACAAAACCACUCGGACCCUCUCCUGGGACCUCCUGCAGGCUCCUCCUACCUAGCUUCUUCCACAAGCCUUUGUGUUUUUCAGGAAAGGGCUUAGUUUCUGUGUGGUCAAGGAGUGCACUGCCAGCAAGACUUGGCACCAAGUGCUGAGUUUGGAAGGAAAACGUGCACCAGACGGGCAACAAGCAACUUGGGUCCCCACCUCGAUCUUGGUACUUGGGCCCCCAGUGCCUUGCUCAAGGUGCCAUUCUGAAGAAAGGAACUGAAGUGCCGAUUCGAGGGUGGAGAUAUAAAUAAUAAUAAUAAUGUUAAUAAUAAUAAUAGCCACAUGGAUCAAGUACUCACCAUGUGCCAAGUGCCGUGCUAAGUGCUUUAUGAACAUUAUGUCAGGACAAUCUCGAGAGCUAAGUCUCUGGCCAACUAAAACCAUGUACCCAAACCUACCAGUUCCAAACGGAGGGGUUUGGACAAAGCAUUAAGAAGGUCAGUGCCCUCCUGGAGCAAGAUGAGGGCUUGGCCUUAGGGAGCUGAAGAGUCUGGGUGGCUAAUGUAGGGUCCAAGGAGUCUGUCCUAUCUAGCUUCAGUGAUGCAAGCUGUUUUAGCUACAGCUCCAGGGGUUCUGGCAUAGCUAGGCAGGGAGCAGGGAUCUACCUGGCUUCUCACUUCUUUAGCUGGAAGAGUGGGAAAAUCAACUCCUACUCUCCAGUGGUGAGAUCUGGCCUCAGCCCAAUCUAGGGAUGCCAAGGCCUAUGCUGGGUUCCCUGUGUCCUCCUCAAAGUGGGCAACCCCCACCAGCUGUGGGUUGAACCAAGCUCACCCACACUGAUCCCAUCAUGCUGAUAGAAGUCUUUGCUGUUGUUCCUACAAGCCAAGCUCUCCAGCCUGGCUGCCAGGGAGGGAGGGUAGGCCUCUUCGUUUCAGGCUCUCGAAAUAGUGCAUCCUUUUCUUCCAAGCUCCGUGGCUUUCAGCUCUGCUUCCUUGGAUACUAGGAGAAUAGACUGGUGGUAUAUUUCCUUGUGUUGCUUUUUGAUAUAACAAUUAAUGUAGGAAACUGAAUCCAGAGGUGUGUGUGAAUGCUGGAGAAUGGGUAAUUGCCCCACGUUCUCAUGGAUGUCAGUCUGUGUGACCAAUAAAUUGUGACUCACUCGG